Messenger RNA from Aphanomyces invadans, 1368 nucleotides. RefSeq lists its product as hypothetical. NCBI's taxonomy places the organism in Eukaryota, Oomycota, Saprolegniomycetes, Saprolegniales, Verrucalvaceae. The record is from RefSeq and is a predicted model, not a curated record. The transcript has a single exon. Bases 72 to 1304 code for a protein of 410 amino acids.
CAAGAUAUCCGGACGACAACGUGACACACAUCGCUUGGCGGCCGCGAGCGCUUGCCUAGUCCCCAACUGACAUGCGAGCAGUACACAGCAUCAUCUCGGCGGCGGUGCUUGUCGUGUGUGCCACCGGUAGCACCGAUCCCGGCCUCUUUGACGCAGGUGAACUGUUUCCGUGCGAAGCCCAAGAAUGCCGUCCGAACGGCAGCAACCCUAACACGACUGUCGAGUCGUGCCUGAGAGCGUGCAACGGCGGUAGCGCCAGCGAGUGUAAGGAGCAGUGCGUGUGCAGCGGCACGGUCGCCGGCUCGCAAUGUGCCGGUAUCUGCCGCAAGAACAAGUCUGAAGACGAAUGCGGGUCGCCCGUCCGUCAAAAAUGCGUCGGGGCCGACUUAGUCUGUGACAAAUCUACCCAGACUCCUUCGCCAACGUCGGCCGUGCCCACGACGACAUCUCCCGAACCAACGACGACCGCUGCGCCAACUCCAGCACCCACGACAACUGAAGUCACCACACCAAUCCCAUCGACGACGACGGCCCCGAUUCCAUCGACUACUGUCGCCCCCAACACCACGGAGGUCCCCACCACGACAAGUGCCCCAACCACCACGGUUGCACCCGUCACUUCUACCGCCGCUCCCUUCCCUACGGAUGCGCCUACUACUUCUGUUUCUCCCAUCACUACAAGUUCUGCGCCUGUUCCUUCCACGACGACCCCGACGGCGUCGCCCACAGUUUUGCCAACCAAUUCCCCAACACACACUCCUACUCCUGCUCCCACCGCCAGCACGCCCUCUCCCUUCCCGGGACCUUGCACCCACGUUAGUGUCGUUGGUGAUGCGACCUACUGCGUGCCUGGAGCGAUCUGCGGCGACCUUGGCCGCGCCUGCCCGAAGAAGGGCGACGUGGCUGCCGCUGACUGCAACCGGCACUUGCCGAGCUACGUCCAUGCGGAGAACAAGUGCGUGGCACGGUUUAACUCAGUGUGCCAGCCGCUCCAUCGUGCUGGCGCGACUGUAUAUGGCUGCGUGUUUGACCCGAAGUACGUCGACCCCGAGCCAACUCCUGCACCCACCCGCGACCCCGACCGCCCCUGCACGGACGUUAGCGUCGUCGGUGACGCUACCUACUGCAUCCCUGGCUCUGUUUGUGGAGGCAGUGGCACCAACUGCCCAAAGAAAGGCGACGUCGCUUUCAAGGAUUGCCUUCGAAAACUGCGCAGCUACGACGACGCAGGUCGAUGUGUCGCACCGGUCGACGCCGAGUGCCGACACAUUCAUGGCAGCGUCCUCGGCUGCGUCUUUCCCUAGGCGAAUAUGGCUGAUCUUUGAUGGAAUGUCGCAGUAAUAAAACAUUCAUGUGACGAAGUUGGUG